AUGAGUGGCCUGGCUCUCUCCCUGAGCUGGCGCCUCUUGUUGCACAUCACGGAGACCUUGAUCUUGGCCUAUUCUGUGCUCAUCUCCUGGGCUGACUCGCAGGGCCUCUUCCCGAGGCUGGAGAAUGUGGGAGCCUUCAAGACCGUGUCUGUCGUGCCAACCAACGCCACGUGCGGACUCCCAGACCGCAGCACCUUUUGCCAUAGCUCUGUGGUCGCCGAAAGUCUCCAGUCCUGCACCCAGAGGCUCUGCGUUCAGGAUUGCCCCCACAGAUCUGCACCCCCAGCCUACACGGCCCUCUUCUCCGCAGGCCUGGGGGACUGCGUGGCUGCAGACUCACAGGAUCUGCGCCCCGACUCCCCUCAAAAUUCCACGAGUUUUAUGUUCGGAAAUCACACGAGCUGCAUUUCUUCUCCUCCUCCUCCGAGGCUGGCGGCAUCAUUUACGUUGGCUGUGUGGUUGAAACCCGAGCGGGAAGGUGUAAUGUGUAUUAUAGAGAAGAUGGCGCAUGGGCAGAUUGUGUUCAAACUUACAGUAUCAGAGAAAGAAGCCACGUUUUAUUAUCGCACAGUAAAUGGUUUGCAGCCUCCAAUAAAAGUAAUGACACUGGGGAGAAUUCUUGUGAAGAAAUGGAUUCAUCUGAGUGUGCAGGUGCAUCAGACAAAAAUCAGUUUCUUCAUCAAUGGUUUGGAGGAGGACAGCACAGCUUUUGAUGUGCAAACUCUAAGUGGUUCAGUUAUAGAUUUUGCCUCUGGUGCUACGCGGAUAGGACAGAGUUUAAGUGGUUUAGAGCAGUUUAUUGGAAGAAUGCAAGAUUUUCGAUUAUACCAAGUGGCACUUACAAACAGAGAGAUCGGGGCCAUCUUUGCUGGAGCUCUGCCCACAUUGCACGUCCAGCCCCACUGCCGCUGCCCGGGCAGCCACCCGCGGGUCCAUCCCCUGCACCAGCGGUACUGCAUUCCCAACGAUGCGGAGGACACGACCAGGGACAGGGUGUCCCGGCUGCAUCCCGAGGCCCACCCUCUCUCCUUUGUCAACGAUGACGAUGUUGGGACUGCGUGGGUGUCACGUGUGUUUACAAACAUCACCCAGCUUAAUCAAGGAGUGACUCUUUCGAUAGAUUUGGAAAAUGGACAGUAUCAGGUGUUUUAUAUCAUCGUUCAGUUCUUAAGUCCACAACCAACAGCAAUAAGGAUUCAGAGGAAGAAGGAAGACAGCCUAGAUUGGGAAGAUUGGCAAUAUUUUGCUAGAAAUUGCAGUGUUUUCGGAAUGAAAAACAAUGGAGAUUUGGAAAACUCAGAUUCUGUAAACUGUCUUCAGCUUUCAGAUUUUACUCCCUAUUCCCAUGGCAAUGUCACAUUUAGUCUCCUGGCACCUGGACCGAAUCAUCGUCCUGGAUACAAUGACUUCUAUAACUCCCAGUCUCUUCAAGGGUUUGUAAAAGCCACACAAGUAAGACUUCAUUUCCAUGGACAGUACUAUACAACUGAGACUCCCGCCAGCCUCAGACACAGAUACUACGCUGUCAGUGAAGUCACCAUCACGGGGAGGUGUCAAUGUCACGGUCAUGCUGACAGCUGUGACACGACGAGCCAGCCCUAUCGGUGCCUCUGCUCCCGGGAAAGCUUCACCGGGGGACUUCAGUGCGAUCGCUGCCUGCCUCUUUACAAUGACAAGCCUUUCCGCCAAGGAGACCAAGUCCACGCCUUCAGCUGUAAGCCCUGUCAGUGCCACAGCCAUUCCCGAAGCUGCCACUACGACAUCUCAGAGGACCCCUUUCCAUCGGAGCACCACAGAGGGGGCGGAGGAGUCUGUGAUGACUGUGAGCACAACACCACCGGACGGAACUGUGAGCUGUGCAAGGAGCACUUUUUCCGACCAGUUGGGGCAGAUCCUUCGGCCACGGAUGUGUGCCAGCCCUGUGAGUGUGAUGCAGCUGGCACCCGAAACGGUAGCCUCCUGUGCGAUCAGAUGGGAGGCCAGUGUGAUUGUAAGCGACGCGCUUCUGGCAGAAGGUGCAAUCAGUGCCAGGAUGGAUUCUUCAACCUGCACGAGCUGGAUCCUGAUGGCUGUAGUCCUUGCAACUGCAAUACCUCGGGGACCGAGGAUGGAGAUAUUACCUGUCACCCACAUUCAGGCCAGUGCACGUGCAAAGCAAAUGUUACUGGGCUCCGAUGCGAUCGUUGCCGUCUUGGAUUUAAAUUCCUCCCGAGUUUCCGUGAUGGUGGAUGUGAGCCCUGCCGGUGUAACCCCUUCGGCUCCGUGAGCAAACUCUGCGACCCUCUGUCGGGGCAGUGUGAGUGCAGGGCGGACGCCAGAGGCCUCCGGUGCGACACGUGCAGAGAGCACUUCUACGGGCUGGACGUCACUGGCUGCAAGGCCUGCGGCUGCGACCCCGCGGGGUCCCUGCCUGGGACGGUCUGUGACGCUGGGACAGGGCAGUGCCAUUGCAAGCCCAGCGUUGGCGGGAGACAGUGUGAUGGAUGUUUGGAGGGAUCCUUCUACCUCCAACAGAAUAACUCUUUCCUCUGCCUGCCCUGUGACUGUGAUAAGACGGGGACAGUAAAUGGCUCUCUGCUGUGUGACAAAUCAACAGGACAGUGUCCGUGCAAACCAGGAGUCACGGGUCUCCGCUGCAGCCAGUGCGGGCCGCACAGGUACAAUCUGACCGCGGGCGACAGCCAGGGCUGCGGGACGUGUGAGUGCGACUCCUCGGGGACGUUCCCCGGGACCAUGUGCGACCCAGGUAGUGGCCAGUGCCGGUGUUUGCCUAAUCGUCAGGGAAGAAGGUGUGACCAGUGCCAACCAGGUUUUUAUAUCUCUCCGGGCAAUGCCUCUGGCUGCCUGCCCUGUUCCUGCCGCACAGCUGGGGCAGCUCAUCACAUCUGUAACAGCCGAACUGGCCAGUGCGUUUGCCAAGAUGCUUCCACCACUGGGCUAAGUUGUGACCGUUGUAGGGACCUUUACUUUGGAUUUGAUCCUCAGACUGGCAGAUGUCAGCCUUGCAAUUGUCAUCUCUCCGGAGCCUUGAAUGAAACCUGUCACUUGGUCACGGGCCGCUGUUUCUGUAAACGAUUUGUCACCGGCUCAACGUGCGACACUUGUGUUCCCGGCGCAAGCCACUUGGAUGCCAGCAACCCGUGGGGUUGCAGCAAAACUCCGUCCCAGCAACCUCCACCCAGAGGACAAGUUCAAAGUUCUUCGGCCAUCAAUCUCUCCUGGAGCCCACCGGAUUCUCCCAAUGCCCACUGGCUUACUUACAGUUUAUUCAGGGAUGGGACUGAAAUCUACACAACUGAAGAUCAAUACCCGUACGACAUCCAGGACUUCUUAGACACUGCCCUGUCGCCAUAUACCUCCUAUUCCUAUUCCGUCGAGACCUCCAAUGUGCAGGGUUCGACGAGGAGUGCGGCUGUCACCUACAGGACAAGGCCGGGGGUCCCAGAGGGAACCUUGAACUUAAGUUAUGUCAUCCCCGUUGGCUCAGACUCAGUGACACUUACCUGGACGGCAGCCUCCAAUCGCGCUGGCCCCGUAGAGAAGUAUCUCCUGUGGUGCGCUCCCUGCAAUGACACCCAGCCCUGCGUUCCCCAUGAAGGUCGCGGAACCUCGGCCACCGUCUGGAGUCUGCUUCCCUUCACCCAGUACCGCUUUUCCGUGCAGGCCUGUACCAGUGGGGGCUGUUUACACAGCUCCCCUGUAACCGUGACCACAGCCCAGGCUCCUCCCCGAGGCCUGGGUCCACCUGCGGUGCGGGCCAUCAGUUCCACAGAACUGCGUGUAGAAUGGGCUCCGCCGAUGGAACCGAAUGGAAUAAUUGUAAGGUAUGAGCUCUACAUGAGAAGAUUGAGAUCUGACGGAGAACCCACGGCAGCAGAAAGCCGAGUGUUUGAGAGCAGUCCUCGCCCGUUGGCAGAGUCAGCCAAUGACAAUGCGUUAAGACCCCCUCCGGCAGCCACAGCCAUCCGUGGCUUGGAGCCUUACACCACAUAUGAGUUUAGGGUCUGGGCUGGGAAUAUGGCCGGCAGCGUGUCCUCCCCCUGGGCCUCGGGACAGACAGGAGAAUCAGAGCCUAUCUCCAUGGCCCCUCCCUCGGUCUCCCCGCUCUCACCGCACUCUCUCAACGUGUCCUGGGAGAAGCCGGCCGAUAAUGUUACCCGAGGAGACGUUGUGGGGUAUGAGAUCAGUAUGAUUUCUGAACAAUCCCCUCAACAGCCUGCUGCGGUGGCGGUUUCACAGGUGUUGGCCAGGACUGAAUCCCAGCAACUGUCCUACAUUGUAAGUGGACUAAAACCGUACAGGACCUACAACUUCACGGUUUCCCUCUGCAAUUCAGUUGGCUGUGUAGCCAGUGCUUCGGGAGCAGGGCAGACACUGCCAGCAGCGCCAGCCCAGCUGAGGCCGCCUUCGGUGGAAGGGGUCAGCGGCACAGCCAUCCGCGCUCGCUGGCUCCCGCCCGCAGAACCGAAUGGCCCGGCGCCCGUCUAUCAGCUGGAAAGGAGGGAGACGUCCCUCCCAGCGCCGGGGGCCAGGGCGGAGAAAGGAGUUCGCUUCCCCGGACACGGAUAUUACACAUUUCCCAGCUCCACUCACCCCGUCAACACAGACUUCACCGGCAUUAAGGCCAGCUUCCGGACAAGGGUGCCUGAAGGUUUGCUCGUCUUUGCCGCGUCCCCAGGCAACCAGGAGGAGUACUUUGCCCUUCAGUUGAAACACGGACGUCCUUAUUUUCUCUUUGAUCCUCAGGGGUCUUCAGUGGAAGUGACCCCCACUAAUGAUGAUGGUAAACAAUACAGUGACGGCAAAUGGCAUGACAUAGUUGCUGUGAGGCAUCAGGCUUUCGGCUGGAUCACGCUUGACGGGCAGUACACAGGUUCCUCGGGGGCCCUGAAUGGCAGCACUGUCAUCGGAGAGAACACAGGCGUGUUUGUGGGAGGCCUGCCGCGGGGCUACGCCGUCCUGAGGAAGGACGCUGGCAUAAUCCGAAAGGGUUUUGUGGGCUGUCUCAAGGAUGUGCAUUUUAUGAAGAAUUACAACCCCUCCGCUGUCUGGGAGCCUCUGGUUUGGCAGAAUUCUGAAGAGCAAGUCAACGCAUAUAACACCUGGGAGGGAUGUCCCUCUUCAUCGCAGGAGGGAGCCCAUUUCCUAGGCGCAGGGUUCCUGGAACUUGAUCCAGGCACGUUUCAUGGCGGCCUGGACUUUGAGAUUUCCUUCAAGUUCAGAACAGACCAGUUGAAUGGGUUGCUUCUUUUCAUUUACAACAAAGACGGACCUGAUUUUCUUGCCGUGGAGCUAAAGACUGGAAUACUGAGCCUCCGGUUAAACACCAGUCUUACCUUCACCCGAGUGGAUCUGUGGCUGGGGCUGUCCUACUGUGACGGGACGUGGAAUACGGUGACAGUUCGGAAGGAAGGUGUCCUGGUGUCUGCAAGCCUGAAUGAACUGAUGGAGGGCGUGUCACAGCCCAGAGCCCAGCCGCUGGCAGUGAAUUCCCCCGUCUACCUGGGAGGAGUCCCCCCAGAGCUGCAGGACUCGCAUACACACCUGGGUUUGGAACCAGGUUUCGGCGGCUGCAUGCGGGACGUUGCGUUUGAGCGCGGCACCGCCCUUCGCUUGGCAUCUGUGUCCAGCGGCGCUGUCAGAGUCAAUCUGGACGGCUGCCUGUCAAGUGACAGCGCCGUUAACUGCAGGGGGAACGACUCCAUCCUGGUGUACCGGGGCCCGGAGCCCAGCGCGCAGGAGCGCGGGCUGCAGCCCUUCACAGAGUACCUGUACCGCGUGAUGGCCUCGCACGAAGGGGGUUCUGUCUGGAGUGACUGGAGUCGGGGGCGCACAACUGGAGCAGCUCCACGCAGCGUGCCAGCCCCCUCCAGAGUCCGCAGCAUAAACGGAUCGAGCGUCGAAGUGGCCUGGGAUGAACCUGUGGAGGUCAGAGGUGUGAUUGAGAAGUACAUCCUGAGAGCCUGCCCUGAGGGUGGCGUGCCCGGCCCACCCCGCACCCCCUGUGCCACGUCUGAGCUUGUGCAUACCAGCAACCUCACAGGCGUGCUGACAGGCUUGCUCCCCUUCAGGAACUAUGUGGUGACCCUCGCUGCUUGCACUCUGGCCGGCUGCACCGAGAGCUCGCGUGCACUGAACAUCUCUACUCCACAAGAAGCCCCAGAAGAGGUUCAGGCACCAGUAGCCAUAUCCCUUCCCAAUUCUUUGUUCCUCUCCUGGAAUCAACCCAAAAAAGUGAAUGGUAUCAUCACUCAGUACUCUUUGUAUAUGGACGGGAUGCGAAUCUAUUCAGGCAUCGGAGAAAGCUACACCGUCACAAAUUUAGCAGUGUUCUCGCCCCACCAGUUUCUGCUGUGUGCGUGCACACAUGUGGGCUGCGCGAACAGCUCCCUGGUGAUCCUGUACACGGCACAGCUGCCACCGGAACACGUGAAUCCCCCGAUUCUGACCGUCCUGGAUUCCAGAACUAUAGACGCACAGUGGAAACAGCCAGGAAAACUAAAUGGAAUUCUGGAGCGCUAUCUAUUAUAUAUUUCAAAUCACACGCGUAAUUUUACCAUUUGGGAUGUCAUCUAUAACAGUACAGAGCUUUUUCAGGACCACACGCUGCAAUACCUGUUGCCUGGCACCAGAUAUCUUCUCAAGCUCGGAGCUUGCACGGGAGGCGGGUGCGCAGUGAGUGAGUCCAGUGAGGCCCGAACAGAGGAUUGCUCACCGGAAGGUGUGCCCGCCCCCAGAGUGCACUCCUAUUCACCCCACUCCUUCAACAUCUCCUGGACGGAGCCUCAGCAUCCGAACGGUGUGAUCACACGCUACGGGCUAUAUCUGGACGGACUUCUCAUUCACAAUUCCUCAGAGCUCCGCUGCCAUGCUUACGGAUUCGCUCCAUGGAGCCUACAUUCUUUCAGAGUCCAGGCCUGCACGGCCAGAGGGUGUGCUCUGGGCCCACGGGUAGAAAAUCGAACUCUCGAAGCUCCCCCUGCAGGGACAGUCAGUGUCGUGGUGAAGACAGAGGGGUCCCGGGGAGCCCACCUGAGGUGGGAAGGGCCGUCACACCCGAAUGGACUUCUGACGUACACAGUCCUUCUCACCGGGAUGUUCUAUGCAGAUCAAGCCGCUGAUAACUACACGCUUCUGAAUGGCACACGCCUCGUGCACCGUGGUGAAGCGUCCAAGCUGUGGGUGCCCGUCGACGGGCUGGUUCCUUUUACCAAUUACACGGUAGAAGUGGCUGCUGCAAACACCAGGGGCAGCCUGACAAGUGAGCCUACAGCGAUGGUGAUGCCCCCCGGGGCUCCAGAUGGCGUGCUGCCUCCCAGGCUUGCGGCCGCCGCUCCGACCAGUCUUCAGGUUGCCUGGUCUACACCAGCUCGGAACAACGCCCCGGGCUCAGCCCGCUACCAGCUCCAGAUGAGGCCGGGCCUCUCCUCCCCUGCGUUGCUAGAGUUAUUUUCCAGUCCUUCGGCAUCGUUAAGCCAUGAAGUGAGGGACCUCCAGCCGCACACCGAGUAUGCGUUCCGGGUGGUUGCCUCCAAUGGAUUUGGCAGUGCGCUCAGCCCUUGGAUUCUGUUCAUGACAACGGAGGACAGCCCCGGACCUGUGGACCCCCCGAUCCUCCUGGCUGUGGACUCGAGAGCGAUGUUGGUCACCUGGCAGCGCCCUGUAAAGCCCAACGGGGUCCUUACGCACUACAACGUGUACCAGCGCGGCCAGCUCCUCCUGAGAGCGCCGGGGAACGCCACGAGCCGCACCGUGACCCGCCUGCGCCCGCACACCGCCUACGCCUUCCAGGUGGAAGCCUGCACCGCAAAGGGCUGCUCCCUCUCCCCGCCGGCCCGGACUGUCUGGACACCCCCAGCCGCACCGGAAGGCAUCCCAAGCCCCGAGUUGUUCUCCGAUACCCCGACGUCUGUGAUCCUGUCAUGGCAACCCCCUGCCCACCCCAACGGCUUGGUGGACAACGUCACCCUCGAAAGGAGGGUCCAAGGGAAGGAAGAAGUCACUGCCUUGGUGACUCUCCCGGGAAACGGUUCCACGCGGUACAUGGACAAGACUUCCGCCCUCAGCCCGUGGACCAAGUACGAAUACCGGGUACUGAUGAGCACUCUUGGUGGGGGCACGAGCUGCAGCGCCUGGGCGGAGGUGACCACGAGACCCUCCAGGCCCGCCGGGGUGCAGCCCCCCACAGUGCGGGUGCUCGGACCCAAGGCAGCCGAGGUCACGUGGAAGCCCCCGCUCAUCCAGAAUGGAGACGUGCUUAGCUACGAGAUCCGUAUGCCCGACCCUCACGUCACAAUAAUGAAUGUCACUCCUGCCGUGUUAAGCCACGUCAUCACUGGUCUGACUCCUUUCACUGAUUACUCGGUCAGCAUCGUGGCUUGCUCAGGGGGGCUUGGGCAUCUAGGAGGAUGCACAGAGAGUUCUCCUACCCACGUGACAACUCACCCCUCCCCACCUCAAGGUGUUCAGCCGCUGUCCGUGGUCCCACUCAGUGAAUCGUAUGCUAGGGCUUCUUGGCAGCCACCAUCCAGGCCAAAUGGACCUGAUUUGAGAUAUGAGCUUCUGAGACGUAAAAUCCAGCAGCCACUUGCAUCAAAUCCCCCAGAAGAUUUAAAUCUGUGGCACAAUAUUUACUCAGGAACCCAGCGGUUUUAUGAAGAUAAGGGUCUUAGCAGGUUCACCACGUAUGCGUAUAAAGUUUUUGUCCACAACAGCGUGGGUUUUACGCCCAGCCAGGAAGCGACGGUGACGACGUGGGCUGGCCUGCCGCAGAGAGGAGCCAGGGGCUCGGUGACUGUCCUCAACCACUCGGCCCUGGACGUGCGGUGGGACAAACCAACUUUUCAAGACCUACAAGGUGACGUUGAGUAUUAUACGCUUUUUUGGAGUUCUGCUACCUCAAAUGAAUCUCUGAAAAUCCUCCCGGAUGUAAACGCUCAUGUCAUUGGCCACUUAAGUCCAAACACGGAGUAUCGGAUUUUGAUCUCUGUCUUCAACGGCAUCCACAGCAUCACCAGCGAUGUCCUCUACGCAACCACUUGCGAUGGGGAGCCUCGGGGCAUGCCUCCUCCAGAGGUUGUCAUCGUCAACAGCACAGCUGUACGUGUCAUCUGGUCGUCGCCUUCCAGCCCAAACGGCGUCGUCACUGAAUAUUCCGUCUAUGUAAACAGCCGGCUCCACAGGACCGGAAUGGACGGGCCCGGGUCCCUCCUCCUCCCAGGGCUGUCUCCCUUCACCGUCUAUGACAUUCAGGUCGAAGUCUGCACAAAAUAUGCCUGUGUGAAAAGCAAUGGAACCCAGGUCACCACCAUGGAAGACACUCCAAGCGAUAUGCCAACACCCACAAUUCAUAGCAUCACUUCGAGAGCCCUUCACAUUGACUGGACGCCCCCAGGGAAGCCAAACGGCAUCAUUCUGGGAUAUGCUGUCUUACGGAAAUCAUGGUCCCCAUGCCCUAGGACCCAGAAAGCUCACGGCGGUGAGCUCUGCAAGGCAGUGAUGUGUCAAAAGCUGGAAACUACCUGUGGACACAGGUGCUAUGAUCCUGAGGCGAAGGUUUGCUGUGCCGGUGUGCUCCAUGACGCUCAGCCCGGACACCAGUGCUGUGAGGAGAAGUAUAUCCCUUUGGUUCUGAAUUCAACAGGAGUGUGCUGUGGCGGCCGCAUACAACAGGCACAGCCAGACCACCACUGCUGCUCGGGCUAUUACGUUCGAGUUCUGCCAGGUGAGGUGUGCUGUCCAGAUGCGCAGCACCACCGGGUCGCCGUGGGCCUGGGUGACGCGUGCUGCGGCCGGAUGCCCUACUCCACGGCGGGCGCGCAGGUGUGCUGCGCAGGAAGGCUGCGGGACGGCCACGGCCAGCAGUGCUGCGGGGGACAGCUGGUCAGCAGGGAGGCCCAGUGCUGCGGGGGAGCAGACCGGGGCGUGGCCUACAGCCGCCUUCCAGGCAUGUCCUGUUGCGGGCAGGACUAUGUGAGUGUGGCAGAGACCAGAUGCUGCUCAGCCUCCAGCGGAGACUCAAAGCCACAUGUUCGGAAGAACGGCCGGGUGCCAGUGAAAUGCUGCGAGACAGCGCUUAUUCCGGGGAGCCAGGCCUGCUGCAAUGGAGUUGGAUAUGACCCCCUGGAAUAUGUCUGCUCUGACAAGGCUCCCACUGGAACCAGGACAACGGACACCCCCGAAGCAUGCGGCACUGUCUGCCCAGUGUCUGCGGCGGCCACAGCACAUUGCGGCCGGUGUGACUUCAACUUCACCAGCCACGUUUGCACAGUGAUCAGAGGGUCUCGCAGCUCCACGGAGAAGACAUCUGUGGAAGAAGCGUGCUCCUCUGUGGAAGAGCUGGUGCACACGGGACGCGCAGACACGUUCUCCUUUACAGAUGCGAACCUGGAGCCAUAUACAACAUAUGAGUAUAGGAUUUCGGCUUGGAAUGGCUACGGACGAGGAUUCAGCGGAGCUGUUAGAGCCAGCACGAAAGAAGACGUGCCUCAGGGAGUGAGUGCCCCUCAGUGGAUCAGAACGGACCAUCCUGAAGACGGAAUAGUCCUAACCUGGAAGAAACCCAUACAACCGAAUGGUCAGAUCGUUUACUACAUUCUUCUCCGGAAUGGAGUGGAAUAUUUUCGGGGAAGGUCAUUGACCUUCUCUGAUACAACAGGAAUUCAGCCUUUUCAGGAAUAUUCAUACCAGCUGAAAGCUUGCACGGUUGCGGGCUGUGCCCCCAGCAGCGAGGUGGCUGUCACUACUCCCCAGGGAGUCCCGCAGAGCGUCCUGCCCCCGAGGAUCACAGCCCCCAGGGCCGACGCCCUGCACUUGAGCUGGGAUGCCCCCGAGAAACCAAAUGGCGUCAUUGAGGAGUACCAGCUCCGGCAGGUUGGGAAAGGGCUCAUCCACACGGAUACCACCGACAGGAGGGAACAUACGGUCACAGGUCUCCAGCCGUAUACCAGCUACAGCUUCACUCUUACAGCUUGUACAUCUGCCGGGUGCACCUCAAGCGAGCCUUUUCUAGGUCAGACGCUGCAGGCAGCACCUCGAGGCGUGUGGGCGACACCUCGACACAUUAUCAUCAAUUCAACAGCCGUGGAAUUAUACUGGAGCCCGCCGGAAAGGCCCAAUGGCCUCAUUUCUCAGUAUCAGCUGAUCCGUAAUGGGACCUCGGUUUUCCUGGGGGGCAGCGAGGACCAGCAUUUCACUGAUCAAAACCUGGCGCCCAACAGCAGAUACAUUUACAAGCUGGAAGCCACAACGGGAGGCGGCAGUAGUUUUAGUGACGAGUACCUUGUACAAACACCUCUCCUGACACCAGAGGAAAUCCCGCCUCCACACAAUAUCACCGUGAUCGGGCCUUACUCCGUAUUCGUAACUUGGACCCCGCCAGGGAUACUGGUCCCCCAGGUGCCCGUGGAGUACAGUGUCCUACUCGAUGCUGGCAGUGUGGCACCUGUCACCUCCGCUGUGGGUCAGCGUCAGUCCGUCCUGCUGGGAAAUUUGACUCCAUUUACACCGUAUGAGAUAAGGAUACAAGCGUGUCAAAAUGGAAGCUGUGGAGUGAGCAGUGGGACGUGUGUCAGAACAUCGGAAGCGGCCCCAAUGGAUCUGAGCCCCCCUGUUCUUAGGGCCCUGGGGUCCGCUUGCAUUGAGGUUACGUGGAUGCCGCCCAAAGAGCCGAACGGAGUCGUCACCCACUACUUCAUUCACAGACGUCCCGCUGGCUCUGACGAGGAGGCCCUGGUGUUUGUCUGGUCGGAAGGAGCCUUCAGGUUUACCGAUGCUGCGGGCACCCUGAGGCCGUUCACGCUCUACGAAUACCAGGUCAGAGCCCGGAACUCCAGGGGCUCGGUGGCGAGUCUGUGGACCUCAGCACGGACACGGGAGGCCCCACCCCAAGACCUGCCGGCGCCCUGGGCUCAGGCCACCGGUGCUCACUCAGUGCUGCUGAACUGGACGGAGCCCGGCUCUCCCAAUGGCAUCAUCUCCCGAUACCACGUGGUCUACGAGGAGAGGCCAGAGGACCCGACGUUCAGCAUCUCCCCCGUGCGUGCUUUCACAGUAGCGGGAACAAGCCACCGGGCCCACCUGUUCGGGUUGGAACCCUUCACAACGUAUCACGUGGGUGUCGUGGCCGCCAACGAGGCAGGAGAGGUGUCCAGCCCCUGGACCGUGGUCCGGACCCCGGAAUCGUCCCCGCGUGGGCUGAGCAACCUCACGGUGGAGCAGAGGGAGGGCGGCCGGGCCCUGCUGCUGCGGUGGUCGGAGCCCCUGCGGGCCAACGGCGUGAUUAAGACCUACAGCAUCUUCAGCGACGGCAGCCUGCGGUACGCGGGCCUGAGUCGCCAGUUUCUCCUCCACCGCCUGGCCCCGUCCACUGUGUACACGCUGACCCUGCAGGCCUGCACCCGGGCGGGCUGCGCCCACUCGGCGCCCCAGCCCGUGCGCACAGACGAGGCCCCUCCCGGCUCCCAGGCGCCCCCCGCCAUCCGGUCCGUGGGCCCCACCCGCGUGGAGCUGGCCUGGCCCGAGCCCGUCCACCCCAACGGGAGGAUAACCCGCUACGAAGUGAUCCGCAGGUGCGGGGAGGGGGGCGCGUGGGGGAACCGGACGGAGGAGCGGAUGGUCUGCCCGGAGUACACGGCUGACGGGGGCGCGUUCGUGUGCAACGACACGGGCCUGCCGCCCUGGACGCCGUGCGAAUACAAAGUCCACGCGUGGAACUCAGCCGGCCACGCCUGCAGCCCGUGGACCGCGGUGAGGACCGGGCCGGCGCCCCCGGAAGGGCUCUCCCCACCCGAGAUCACCGUUGUGUCUGUGGGUCCCCCAACGCUGCUCAUCACCUGGCUCCCCCCAGCGCAGCCCAACGGCGCCGUCCAGUCCUACCGGCUCCACCGGAGCGGGGCGCCCCGGCCCCUCCGCUUCGACGCCGGGACCUUCCAUUACACGGAUGCCCAGCUGCUGCCCUUCUGCACCUACAGCUACGCGGUCACCGCCUGCACCAGCGGGGGCUGCGGGUCCAGCGAGCCGGCCCGCACCACCACCCCCGAGGCUGCUCCCGCGGGGGUGCGCCCGCCGGGCCUCCGGGCCCUCAGUGCCACGCAGAUCCGCGCGUCCUGGUCGCCGCCAUCCGCGCAGAACGGCAGGAUCACCAGGUAUCUCCUCCGGAGUGAGGGUCAGGAGCACCUGGCCGGGCGGGGCCUGUCCCUGCUGCUCGCCCACCUGCAGCCGGACACUCGGUACAGCGUCUCCCUCGUCGCCUGCACGCGCGGCGGCUGCACAGCCAGUGCGCCCACCUCGGCCCGCACCAUGGAGGCCCCGCCCCGGGACAUGGACCCUCCGGAACUGCAAGUGACGGGCUCGGGAUCCAUAGAAAUCACCUGGAGGCCCCCCAGACACCCCAACGGCCAGGUCAGAGGUUACGAACUUCGCCGGGAUGGAACCAUCGUGUACUCCGGCCCGGAAACGCGCUACCACGACUUCACUCUCACCCCCGGGGUGGAGUACGGCUACACGGUGACGGCCACCAACAGCCGGGGGGCGGCGGUGAGUCCCCUCGUCAGGGACCGGACCAGCGCCUCGGCGCCUUCAGGGAUGGGGCCCCCGAAAUUACAGGCCCGGGGUCCCCGGGAGAUCUCAGUGGCCUGGGACCCCCCGGUGAGGACUCACGGCCAGAUCGCCAACUACACCCUCUUGGUCCGAGGGCUGCUGGAAGGAGAAGCCAAGAUCGUCCCCAUCAACGCCAGUCACCCCUCGUUUGGCACCCGGGUGCUCGCAGUCAACCAGCUGCAGCCGUUCAGCAGGUACGAAGCACGAAUUCAAGCCUGCACCCCGCUGGGAUGCGCGUCCAGUGACUGGGCAUCCGUGCUGACCCCUGAGACGGCCCCGGCGAUGCAGCCGCCCCCACACCUGGAGGUGCGGAUGGCUCCCGGGGCGUUCCAGCCCGCGGUCUCUGUCUGGUGGGCAGGGCCGCUGUGGCCAAAUGGACACGUUUUAUACUUUGAGUUGUACAAGAGACAGGUGGCAACUCAGCCUGGGCCGCCGAACCCGGUUCUCACCUAUAAUGGCAGCGCCAGCUCUUUUAUGGAUUCCGAACUCCUGCCUUUCACCGAGUACGAGUACCAGGUCUGGGCAGUGAAUGCAGCAGGGAAAGCCCCCAGUAGCUGGACUCGGUGUAAAACUGGACCUGCCCCCCCAGAAGGUCUCAGGGCCCCCAGGUUCCACGCUGUGUCUUCUACCCAAGCUGUGGUCAACAUCAGUGCCCCUGGGCAGCCCAAUGGCAUUGUCAGCCUCUACAGGCUCUUCUCCAACAGCUCGGAUGGGGCAGAGCUGGUGCUGUCGGAAGGCCCGGCCGCCCAGCAGACCCUCCGCGGCCUGCAGCCCUUCACCACCUACUCCGUCGGCGUGGAGGCCUGCACCUGCUUCAACUGCUGCAGCAGGGGGCCCACGGCGGAGCUGAGAACACGCCCUGCGCCGCCCGCCGGGGUGGCCUCCCCCCACAUCCAGGCGCUGGCCUCCAGGACAGCCUCCUUCCUGUGGAGUCCCCCCCUCUUCCCCAAUGGCAUCAUCCAAAGCUACGAGCUCCAGCUGCACAGGGCCUGCCCUGCACCCACAGACGCCCCCUGCACCCACAGCCAGACGGAGACGCAGUACCGGGGCCCGGGGCCCAGCGCCAGCCUGGGGGGGCUCCAGCCUUACACCACCUACAGGCUGCGCGUCGUGGCCCACAACCCGGCGGGCAGCGCGGCCUCGGAGUGGACCCGCUUCACCACCCAGAGCGAGCCCCCUCAGUACCAAGCCCCGUUCUCGGUGACCAGCAACGUGACCGUGGUGUGUGUCAGCUGGGCCAGCUCCUUCCUCCCGCACGGCCCGCUGAAGGAGUUCGUGCUCACCGACGGGGGCCAGCGCGUGUACCGUGGCCUGGACACCACCCUCUACAUACCGAGGACAGGGGACCGCACCUUCCUUUUCCAGGUCACGUGCACCACGGAGGAAGGAAGCGUCAAGACGCCCCUGAUCCAGUACGACCCCUCCGCUGGCCUCGGCCUGGUGCUGACCACGCCCGGCGGGAAGAAGGGGUCGGGGAGCAGAGGCACCGAGUUCUACGGCGAGCUGUGGUUCAUCGUGCUCAUGGCCGUCCUGGGCCUCAUCCUGCUGGCCAUCUUCCUGUCCCUGGUUCUGCAGAGGAAGAUCCACAAAGAGCCGUUCAUCCGAGAGAGGCCGCCGCUCGUUCCCGUGCAGAAGAGGGCGUCCCCGCUGAGUGUCUGUCCCCCGGGGGAGACCCACAUGGGCUUGGCCGACACCAAGAUCCCGCGGUCCGGGGCCCGCGUGAGCCUCAGGAGCAACCACAGCAUCUCUGUCCUUCGGAUCCCGAGCCAGAGCCAGCUCAGCCAGGCCUCCCAGGCCUCCCUGCACCGCAGCGUCAGCCAGCUGCUGGGCCUGCACGACAAGCAAGUCCUGGUGGACGACGCGCUGUGGGAGACCAUCAUGGGCCACGACAGCGGCCUGUACCUGGACGAGGAGGACCUGAUGGACGCCAUCAAGGGCUUCAGCUCCGUGACGAAGGAGCACACCACCUUCACCGACACCCAGCUGUAGGCCGGCACCUGCAAACCAGAUGGAUCCCUGGCUUCAACAAGGGCAGUCAGCAGCCGCCCGCUCAGCCUGCACCUGCACCAUCUAAGCUAGAAGAUGCCCACAAACACGACCUGUCCGUUCCGACUCACGGAAGGGGGGGCUUUACAGAA
This is a messenger RNA of Eptesicus fuscus (big brown bat), 15737 nucleotides long. RefSeq names its product usherin (gene USH2A). The transcript has 72 exons. The record is from RefSeq and is a predicted model, not a curated record. Gene Ontology annotation, molecular function: protein binding. NCBI's taxonomy places the organism in Eukaryota, Metazoa, Chordata, Mammalia, Chiroptera, Vespertilionidae. The coding region runs from base 1 to 15588 and encodes 5195 amino acids.